Molecule: messenger RNA, 1368 nt
Organism: Lonchura striata (white-rumped munia)
Lineage: Eukaryota; Metazoa; Chordata; Aves; Passeriformes; Estrildidae
Gene: PGCKA1
Product: PDCD10 and GCKIII kinases associated 1
Source: RefSeq, a predicted model, not a curated record
AUAUGCAAAUCCCAGCAUGAAUACACUGACAGGCUCGGGCAUUGUUGUGGUCGCUGUGACUGUCCCGGAGGAAAGGAAUUCUGUGGCACGUGUUCUUCCGCUUCUCCUUCUAACCCCGGCCAGAAACGGUUCUUUAAGCAGGAGGCAGAUCACUAGCAUUUGGGACUGAAAGCUGGAGGUUAUUUUGGAAUGUGAAAGCUACUUGCUGUUUGGAUCCAUGACAACCACGUAGACACUCUUCACUUGAACAAGCUACACCAGCAUGGACCAAGACAUUUAAAACAAAUCUUUCAAGCAGUCGAUGGAGUACAAUUGGAAAGGUUAAGGAAAAUCCAGAUGGGGUGCAGAUGCUGCAAAAUGAUACAAAGCUACAUCUUUGAUCCAGAAGAAGUACAAUCACCUGGAUGCAUUCAUGAAGUAAACAGCUAUAAACACAAUGAACAAGGCAGCAAUAAAUCCCGAUUCAAAGACAAGAGUGAAAAUGAAGAACCCAAAAAUGAACUCCAGAGGCAUGAGGCAAACAAAACAGAAAAUAAAAACCCAGUAAACAGUACAACAGAAACUCUCUGGAAUCACAGAGGCCAUGAUUCUCAAGAGGAUGGCCUUGUGAAGUGUGCUGCAAAGCCUGAUGUUGCAGUCAAUGGUGGCAACUCCUGUGCUCAGCACUCCAUGCUCAACCCCAACACAAGCCCAGUGAAAGAAACCAGUGAAAAGGGAAACUCCAGCCAGUCAGAGGCUGCUUCAGCCAGCAACAGAGACUCGUACACCAAAUCAAACAGGUGUGGACAAGAACUUGACCUAGAGACAGGCAGUCAGAGCAAGGCAGCCAGCAAUGUGCCUAACAGUAUUCCAGACUCCCUGUCUGCAGAAGACAGCAUCUUCAUUACAGGAAACUCAAUACUGGAAACAGAAAACAAUACCAUAACACUGCCAGAUAUUGAUUAUCCCCAAAAUGGCAAUCAAACUGGGAACUAUGUUGAAAAAGACAGCUUUUCAGUCAACUGCACACAUUCAGACCAAAACACUGGUGCUUCAGCAAUACAGAACCAGGAUGCUCGUGUAAUCCCACCUUGGCCUGUGAAAGAGAGCAGUAUUGAACCUUUUAAAACUGACUCUGCAAGUCUGACUGAGAGCCUUACUGCUAGUAUCACUGCAGUGGCUGUUACCAAGGUCACACAGGCACACACACACACCAACCACAACAAUGUCAGUGGAGAAAUUGAGGAGGAAGAUGCAGAAGUUGCAGCAGCUCUUGCUGCACUGGAAGCUGCAACAGCAGGAGAAGACAUGGAAGAUGAUGACGAGUACUAGAUGGUUUCUUUCUAAUACACUGGGUAAGAUCCAGAUGUUAUUUCUGGAUCAAUAUGA